Molecule: messenger RNA, 1690 nt
Organism: Choloepus didactylus (southern two-toed sloth)
Lineage: Eukaryota; Metazoa; Chordata; Mammalia; Pilosa; Megalonychidae
Gene: NUFIP1
Product: nuclear FMR1 interacting protein 1
Exons: 10
Coding region: 18-1502 (494 amino acids)
Biological process (GO): box C/D snoRNP assembly
Cellular component (GO): nucleus
Molecular function (GO): RNA binding
Source: RefSeq, a predicted model, not a curated record
UCGACCUGACAGGCCGCAUGGCUGAGCCGGCCAGUGGUUUCGUGGUUCCUCCCGGGCGGUUUCCACCCCCCGAGGUGAACCCCGCGUUGGGGUCGCUGAACGACACUGCAACGCGGCGGGAGAAGUGGAUGCUCUGGGCAGUGUUGCCGCCGCCACCCCCGCCUUCGUCGUCGCCUUCCAAGGUCGGGUCAGAGCCUUCCUCGGACACGCAUCCCCACCUCGCGGCCCAGCCUCUCUCCGGGGUGCCGCCCCCCUUCGACACCCAGCUUCUUCCCGGGGCGCAGCCCCCUUUCGACGCCCAGUCCCCCGUUGAUUCUCAGCCUCGACUCAACUUCCAGCCUUCCUGGAAUUCCCAGGCUUCGACAUCAUGGUACUGGAGACAGUCUCCUGAAACAUUUCCUCAGCUUCAGAAGACCCACAAUCCUCACGCUAAAUGUUCUUAUUAUCCAAGAAAAUAUGAUGCAGAUUUCACUGAUUUCAACUUCCCUCCCAAUGGAAAACAGAAAAAAAAGAAAAGAAAGGAACCAGUUUUCCACUAUUUUUGUGAUACCUGUGAUCGUGGCUUUAAAAAUCAAGAAAAGUAUGAUAAACACAUGUCUGAACAUACAAAAUGUCCUGAAGCAGAUUGCUCUUUUAGUGCACAUGAGAAGAUUGUCCAGUUUCACUGGAGAAAUACACAUGCUCCUGGUAUGAAGAAGAUUAAAGUUGAUACUCCAGAGGAGAUUGCAAGAUGGAGGGAAGAAAGAAGAAAAAACUACCCAACCAUGGCCAAUAUUGAAAGGAAGAAAAAGCUAAAACUUGAAAAGGAAGAGAGAGGAGCAGUAUUGACAACAACACAGUAUGGCAAGAUGAAGGGGAUGUCCAGACAUUCACAAAUGGCAAAGAUCAGGAGUCCUGGCAAACAUCAGAAAUGGAAGAACAAUCGUGCUGCUCGUAAAGCAACCAUGGGAUCAUAUCUCACACGUGAUUCAAAACCUGAAGAUCUGCCUCAGGCAAAUGCAGAUCCCCUUGGUGCUUUGGCAAACAGUGAUUCUGAGUCCGAUAAGGAGGAGAAACCACAAAGUACUGUCAUACCUAAGGAAGUGACACCAGCCCUGUGCUCACUAAUGAGCAGCUAUGGAAGUCUUUCAGGGUCGGAGAGUGAGCCAGAAGAAACUCCCAUCAAGACCGAAGCAGAAGUUCUGCCAGAAAAUCAGAUUCUUCAUAGCAAUACUCCUGAAAGUCCAAGUCAAAAUGUUAAAGCAACUGUUAAAAAAUUAUCAGAAUCCAAGCCUCAGAGCCCAAAGAAAAGUUUUAAAAGGAUGAACUGUAAGCAAAAAAAAGAUUAUCACAACUAUCAAACAUUAUUUGAACCAAGAACACACCAUCCAUAUCUCCUGGAAAUGCUUUUAGCUCCAGAUAUUCGACAUGAAAGAAAUGUGAUUUUGCAGUGUGUUCGGUACAUCAUCAAAAAUGACUUUUUUGGACUGAAUACUAAUGCACUGAAAACUGAGGAUAUGUAAGUGUCUGAUGUUUCAGCACACAUAACCAAAAAUAGAAAGUAGUGCCAUCUUCAAGUUAGUGGAGGAAAACCUUUAACAAAGAAAAAAAACUGGAUUAGUAAUUAAAUUGUAAGCCUCAUAAGAUACGAUGUUGGGUUUUUAAGUCGUUUCUUUGAAUCUAUGCAAAUAAAUACAUAACUGAUUCUCAA